Messenger RNA from Ceutorhynchus assimilis (cabbage seed weevil), 591 nucleotides. The record is from the annotation of a GenBank genome assembly. Lineage: Eukaryota; Metazoa; Arthropoda; Insecta; Coleoptera; Curculionidae.
AUGGCAUCUGCAAUAAUGUUAGAACAGUGUUUCAUAUGCGAAGAAAGUUUGGCGGAACGUGAAGCGGUUGUGGUUAAAAAAAGAGGAAUUAAUAAGCUUCUUGCUCCAAGUUUGAAGCGGAAAAAGCCUGAUCAUCAACGGUUACUUGAAGGAGUGGAAAAAAUUGAAAUUCACACAUCUUGUCAGAAAAUUUACAAUAACGAUAAAUUGAUUUUGGCCUCCUUGCGUCGUGACACCCCUACAACUGUCCACAAACUAACGCGCUCAGGUGUGAUCCCCAUUACUACGACUAUGGAUGCUGCUCCAGACCCCAUCCUAAAAAUCAUUCGCUGCAAAUGUACUACAGGAUCUAGCACGGGGGCCUGCAGCUGCAAAAAAACCGGACUCCGGUGCUCUGCCAUCUGCAAGAAUUGCGUAGGAACCGCAUGUGAAAAUUCACCAAAAACAGACUUCAAUGAAGACACUGACGCUGAGUGUGAAGAACAGGCCAACCUCUUCGACGAAGCUAUAGCUCGGAAGGAAAAAGACAAUGGUGACACUGAAGAAGACGUGCCAUCUGGACCAAAGAGGUUGAGAAGCACAGACGCCUGA